AGCCUCAGCGUUGAAAGUCUUCAGAGAAGAAAACCAUUGCGAACAUUCCAAAUCAGCGAGAAUCUUCACCAAAGCAGAAAACACGAUUAUUAGGGUUUCUUGUUAGAGUUGGAAAGUUACGUUCUUCUGAACGCAGCCCUGGUGUUAGAUUUACGGUUCCCAUCGCAACUUAAUGUAUUGACUUGCACUUACCCAAAUUAUUGCGUGAAUUGUCGACAAAAUGACUGAAGUGGAUUGUAACUGUCAACUGGGCAACGGCAUUGAGCAAAACGAGCUCGAUAUUUCCCAUUACUGUUUGGAAACCGCCGAAAAAUCGUUUGCGGAAAUCAUCGGAUGCAUUGAAAGCAUCAUCAUCAGCGAAACGUUUGCUCAGCUACAGAGCGGCUUCUUGGAGCAGCAUUAUAGAGAAUUUAGCGAAGUUGAAGAAAACCGGCUGGUCUACACAGAAAUCUUCAACAGCUACCAGGCCACGGUCGAAAAAUACAUUGAAGAACAGCUCACAUGCAGUAUACCGGGGUUUGAUAUUCGGGGCUUUGAAAUGGAGCUGGAAAAACACCCCGAGGUGCUGGAUGGGGAAAUUUACGAGAUGUUGUCCACGUUUUGGGACUUUGCCAAUUUCAAGCGCAUGUUUUUGGACUACAAAAUUGUAAAAGAAGGAAAAGGAGUGGAUUUUUCCAAAGACAUUCUGGUAACAAAAUACAGCCUGAAUCAAGAAACGGCGUUUAUUCAGUAAUAAAAAACAUCUAAUUAAUGCAUCAGAAUUUCCAUCUGCACCAGUCUGCUGUUUGUGUCGCCUGGCAUUCUAUAUGGAAGCAUCCCAGCGAAAUUCGUGAUAGUCUUGGCCUGUUGCCUCAAAUAAGACAUUUGCUGGGAGAAUAAACGAGUUUUAAGGGA
Dendroctonus ponderosae (mountain pine beetle) is the source of this 894-nucleotide messenger RNA. Its product is annotated as ADP-ribosylation factor-like protein 2-binding protein. The record is from RefSeq and is a predicted model, not a curated record. Gene Ontology annotation, cellular component: mitochondrial intermembrane space. Lineage: Eukaryota; Metazoa; Arthropoda; Insecta; Coleoptera; Curculionidae. Gene Ontology annotation, biological process: maintenance of protein location in nucleus; positive regulation of tyrosine phosphorylation of STAT protein. The transcript is spliced from 4 exons. The coding region runs from base 221 to 733 and encodes 170 amino acids.